This is a messenger RNA of Pimephales promelas (fathead minnow), 1195 nucleotides long. It is a transcript of the gene tmem88a, whose product is annotated as transmembrane protein 88 a. The record is from RefSeq and is a predicted model, not a curated record. Lineage: Eukaryota; Metazoa; Chordata; Actinopteri; Cypriniformes; Leuciscidae. Gene Ontology annotation, cellular component: plasma membrane. Gene Ontology annotation, molecular function: PDZ domain binding.
GCCAAAAAGAGAAGUGGGAGUGGAGAGAUAUAACUGAAUUACCAAGGCAGGACAUCUUUGUCAAAGGAAGGAAAGAGCAGUGCAGGAAAGGAGGAAGAGAAAAGGCUGAAAUAGGAGUGACCGUUCCACAGAGGUCAGUUUCACACAGAGCCAGUGGAGAUAUUACAGGCAGACAUGAAAACUAUUUAAAUAUAACGUAUAAAGACCUAUAUAAUCAUCUCAGCCAGUAUUUGACGGAAUUGUCUGUUUCUUUGAGGAAAGAAAAUUGUAAGUAAAGAGAAAAGUUUUAGGAAAGGUGUUUUUGAGGGAACGGACAACCUACUCUAUUACACUAAUACAAAAACUGGACUAUCAUACCUGACAGAAUGAUGAACGGCAAGAUGAGUCUUUCCCGUAAUGGUUCCUUGGAGAAACCCGCCUCUCUGCAGCCCCCCACAGAUCGGGGGGAGCCCGAAUCUCCUCACCCGCGUCUCCAUCACACCGGUUCCAUAUCCUUCAGUACUCCAGCAAACCUGUCCAGCUCAGGUGUGGUGGUUCCUCCUCCGUACUCAGAAGGCAGUGCAGUGAUCGACUCUCCUCUGGAGCUGAGGGGCUCUUUGGACUGUUGGGCCUGUUCUGUUCUGGUUACAGCACAGAAUCUGGUCAUCGCCGCGCUCAACGUAGCUUUGGCUGCAUUUAUCUUCGGCCUCAUCCUCUUACCAACUCUCAUCAUGGUCGUUUUUGGCUUCCUCUGCCAUUCUACGGUUCAGCGCCACGGUACUUCCGUCUACUGUUCAGAUCUCUUGGACGAUGGAGGUUGUGUGGCUUUGCUGGUGGUGGGGUUCCUGCUGCUGGCUCCGCUCCUCGUUCUGGCUCUGGCCGCUUAUUGCAGGAUGGCCCGCCACCUCCAGCUGGGCCUGUGCUUCAUUCCCUACAGCCGGGCCGUCUACAAGAACCUGCCUGCAUCAGGUCAUCGAGGCCUGGGGGUCUGCUGUGGCCAGCAGGGGACAGGAGAGAGCGAGGGAAAGGGAAGCGUGUGGGUUUGAGCAGACUGAAAAUCCUAAAGAAGAGCCUGGUGAAUUUAAUGUGAAAAGCCAUUGCAAUAGGUCACACACAGAGCCCAAAUAAUCCCAAAACAGAACAGAUGACGAUACAAGCAUUGCCAUGUUCUCAACAGAUUUGUCAAAAUUAUAUAUAUAUAUAUAUAUAUUUUUAU